CGCGAGCCAAGUUUGCCCUCCGCCCUCGUUCUAACAGACGUAUUUAUUUACUCUGACAAGUCAUUUCCCAGAGGAGAGAUGCUGACAUUUCCAAGUCUGCUUUCCCAACAGUAGUCGGCGUGCUUUUCCGUGUGCCAGAGAGAGAGGACCCGGGACAGAGAGGCAAAGGGGAGAGCUUUUCACGCAAACACGGCGGUCUUCCAUGGCUCUCUGCAACGGAGACAGCAACAAGCUGGAGAUCAGUUCCUCACAGCAGAAUGGAUCCUUGGAGGGGGCAGUGGCGAUCCUGGAUGCGGGGGCCCAGUAUGGGAAGGUGAUAGACAGACGUGUGCGAGAGCUGUGUGUACACUCGGAGAUCCUGCCCUUAGAGACCCCCGCCUUUGUCAUCAGAGAACAAGGUUACAGAGCAAUAAUUAUUUCAGGAGGUCCAGCUUCUGUGUAUGCAGAAGAUGCUCCUUGGUUUGACCCCGUAAUUUUCACCAUGGGGAAGCCGGUCCUUGGGAUUUGCUAUGGGAUGCAGAUGAUGAAUAAAGUAUUUGGCGGCACUGUGCACAAAAAGAGCGUGAGAGAAGAUGGAGUGUUCAGUGUUGGGUUGGACAACACAUGCUCCUUGUUCAGAGGUCUUCAGAAAGAGGAACUGGUGCUGCUCACCCAUGGAGACAGUGUGGAUAAGGUGGCCGAGGGCUUUAAGGUGGUAGCACAGUCAGGAAACAUCAUUGCUGGGAUCGCUAACGAACAGAAGAAGCUUUAUGGGACACAGUUUCACCCCGAGGUCGACUUAACGGAGAGCGGCAUGGAAAUGUUACGCAACUUCCUGUUUGAAAUUGCGGAAUGUACAAAUAAUUUCACAGUUCUGAACCGUGAACAGUCCUGCAUCAGUGAGAUCAGACAAAAAGUGGACAAAUCUAAAGUUCUGGUGCUGCUAAGUGGCGGAGUGGACUCCACCGUUUGCACGGCUCUCCUCAACAAAGCUCUGCCCCGGGAACAGGUCAUAGCAGUUCACAUCGACAACGGCUUCAUGAGGAAGAAGGAAAGUCAAAGUGUGGAAGAAGCUCUUACCAAGCUGGGCAUCCAACUCAAAGUGAUAAAUGCGGCGCACACAUUCUACAAUGGAACGACAACCCUCCCGAUCUCAGAAGAGGACAGAACACCUCGAAAACGCAUCAGCAAGACCUUAAACAUGACCACCAACCCCGAGGAGAAAAGAAAAAUUAUCGGAGACACGUUUGUCAAAGUGGCUAACGAAGUAAUCGGAGAGAUGAAUCUGAACCCAGAGGACGUUUUCUUGGCUCAGGGUACCUUGAGGCCUGAUCUCAUUGAGAGUGCCUCUCAUCUUGCAAGCGGCAAAGCAGAGGUCAUCAAAACGCAUCACAACGACACCGAGCUCAUCCGCAAACUCAGAGAUGAGGGAAGAGUAAUCGAACCGCUGAAAGACUUUCAUAAAGAUGAGGUCAGAGCGCUCGGGAGGGAGUUGGGCCUUCCAGAGGAGAUCGUCUCACGACAUCCAUUUCCUGGUCCUGGUUUGUCCAUCAGAGUGAUUUGUGCAGAGGAGCCUUACAUCUGCAAAGAUUUUGCUGAAACAAACAAUAUCCUAAAAAUCGUCGCAGACUUUUCUGCAAGUGUCAAAAAGCCCCAUGCCUUGCUCCAGAGAGUUAAAUCCUGCAUUUCAGAUGAUGAGGAGGAGAAGCUCAUGCAGAUCACCAGCCGCCAUUCACUCAAUGCCUUUCUGCUGCCCAUCAAAACUGUCGGCGUCCAGGGGGAUUGUAGGUCCUACAGUUAUGUGUGCGGGGUCACAAGUAAAGAAUCACCGCACUGGGAAUCCCUCAUGUUCCUGGCUAGACUCAUCCCUCGUAUGUGCCACACCAUCAACAGAGUUGUGUAUAUUUUUGGACCACAUGUUAAGGAGCCGCCUCAAGACAUUACCCCGACUUUCCUGACCACAGGCGUUCUGAGCACGCUCAGACAGGCGGACUUUGUGGCUCAUUCUAUUCUUAGAGAUUUUGGCUUUUCGGGCAAGAUCAGCCAGAUGCCAGUGAUCCUCACACCCCUCCACUUUGACCGGGACCCCCUGCAGAAGCAGCCCUCUUGCAGGCGCUCUGUGGUGAUCCGCACUUUUAUCACCAGCGACUUCAUGACGGGCAUCCCCGCCACGCCUGGCAACCACAUCUCAGAGGAGGUGGUGCUGAAAAUGGUAAACGAGAUCAGCAAGAUCCCCGGCAUCUCCAGAGUCAUGUACGAUCUGACCUCCAAACCGCCCGGGACCACGGAGUGGGAAUAGUACACCUCAUGUUGCCGGACACACACAAACACACAAUGAGCAAACACACUCAACAGAUAUCAGAGUGCUGGUAAACUGCUCUGUCUCUAUCCCAAAUAAAAAAACAGAAAAAACAAAAACUACAACCUCCCACCUCCCUUUCUGUCUUCAACAUUCCCGGGGGGGGGGGGGGUGUCUUACUGUGACAGGUGCACAUGCAGAGGCGCUGCUGCUCUGCCCCCCCCCCCACCACCACUCCUUCUUGGUCUUAACUUUUCUGGCUUAGUGAUUGAAUCAAUGUUGCUUUUUACUAAUAUAUUGUUACUUUUGAUUAUUCCGCAACAGUUCUCUGCCCUGCUAACACAAAAAGCAAACGUUUCCGUUUUGCCAGGUCAGCAGCAAAGCAGGUGGCGAGAAACCGUGACUUGAGGCGGCACCUCAGCAGACAUGCUAGGAAGAGUGAAGCACGAGUACAAGGAACAAAUGUUAUGAAACUCCGAGGGCGAGAGGAGGGGCUGAAUCUAAUUAGCCGUCACUUUUUAGGUUGUGUAUUUCUGCCUAUUUGCCGUGUGAUGACAAAGGCUGUCUGAACCGACCAACUUUUACGUUUUUUUUCUCUUUUGCCAAAACUCUUAUGGACUAUAUUGUUCAUAGUGGACUCCUGAGGAUGUGCUAGACAGGAGCUGUGGAUGCUGCGUCUCAGACAGCAGCCAGUUUGUGCCGCUGUGGUGGAAGCCGACUGGAGCUGUAACCGUGUACGUGCCUGUUCUGUGGUUCUUCUUGGUGUGAGCUGGUGGGGACUCCUGUCCACAGAUGAGGAUGCAGCAGGGUCCUCCAAAUGUUGCAGUACGUGUGUUUUUAUGUGGAGCAUAAAAAAAGGCAAAAAAAGGUCUAAGUAUAAGAGCGGUAGAGUUUAUCCUGUCACCUCACCAUUGGGCUGCUUUGUGUUGCGUGGAGGCAGCGUUUUGCACAUUUAGUCACUUGUAAAGCCUAGGUGCCACAUCAGCACAAUCAAUCACCCAUUCACAGGAACCGUAAGUGUAUAAAUGUGUAGUGUGAGAAGUUCAUUUGAGCAGCCUUCCCAUUCAUAAUUUGCGUGGUGGAGAGCUGCUGUGUUCACUCACAACGUCCAGCUCAUCCUAACCUCCUCAUUUAGACCUUAGUGAAUAUAGCGCCCAGGUUCAACUGGGUUUUUAAAAGUGUAUUAUACCCUCAUUAUAAACAUUUAACUGCAAUGUUGUGGGUCUCUUGCCUCCAGAAUUCUUUUUUUUUCCAUCAUUGAGUCCUUAACUUUCAGCCAGAUGUUCUCUCCUGACUUGUCCUUGUUGCUUUUUUUGUGUUUCUACUUCUGUUCUGCCUUUAAUAAAUGUGCAUUUUAUGUCGCAUUUGUCUCCAUAGAAGAGCCAAAAGUGGACAUUACAAUAAUAUUAAGUUAUGCAAUUUCAUCCUUUCAUUGUUGGUCAGUGAUUUUCAUUCUCCUUGGUAACGUGCCUCAAACCAAGCCACUGCAUGCAGUCUCAACAAUAUUUGUACGAUGGAAAACUGAGCUUUAAUAAAGAUCUCAAUGUUGGAACUUUGA
Oryzias latipes (Japanese medaka) is the source of this 3836-nucleotide messenger RNA. RefSeq names its product guanosine monophosphate synthase (gene gmps). The record is from RefSeq and is a predicted model, not a curated record. NCBI's taxonomy places the organism in Eukaryota, Metazoa, Chordata, Actinopteri, Beloniformes, Adrianichthyidae. Gene Ontology annotation, molecular function: GMP synthase activity; GMP synthase (glutamine-hydrolyzing) activity; ATP binding. Gene Ontology annotation, cellular component: cytosol. Gene Ontology annotation, biological process: GMP biosynthetic process.